This is a messenger RNA of Ctenocephalides felis (cat flea), 1837 nucleotides long. RefSeq names its product H/ACA ribonucleoprotein complex subunit 4 (gene Nop60B). Gene Ontology annotation, molecular function: RNA binding; pseudouridine synthase activity. Gene Ontology annotation, cellular component: box H/ACA snoRNP complex. Lineage: Eukaryota; Metazoa; Arthropoda; Insecta; Siphonaptera; Pulicidae. The record is from RefSeq and is a predicted model, not a curated record. The transcript has 10 exons. Gene Ontology annotation, biological process: snRNA pseudouridine synthesis; rRNA pseudouridine synthesis; box H/ACA sno(s)RNA 3'-end processing. The coding region runs from base 135 to 1655 and encodes 506 amino acids.
CACAAUUUUAUAUUCAUAAUUUAAAAAAACACGUGUGUGGUUUUGUGAAUAAUAAUAAGAAAGAAUAUAUGAUUAUAACUAAGUACGUGGUAAAUCCAGAUAUUAUAUAGUGUGCUUAACUUAUAUUUAAUACAAUGGCUGAGGUAACAGUAAAGAAAGAAAAGAAGCACAAGGUGAAAAAUUUGGGAGAAAGACAGAAAACCGAAACAUUCCACUUAGAACCUUCUGAGAAAAAACCUCAAUUAGAUACUUCACAAUGGCCAUUGCUGUUAAAGAACUUUGAUCGCCUGAAUGUCCGUACUAAUCAUUACACACCAUUGCCCUAUGGGUCUUCACCGUUGAAGCGUGAGCUUUCAGAAUAUAUCAAAUCCGGCUGUUUGAAUGUAGACAAGCCUUCAAAUCCUAGCUCACACGAGGUCGUGGCUUGGAUUAAGAGGAUUUUGAAAGUGGAGAAGACUGGACACAGUGGGACACUUGAUCCUAAAGUAACAGGAUGUCUUAUUGUUUGUAUCGACAGAGCUACUAGAUUAGUCAAAUCUCAGCAAAGUGCUGGUAAAGAGUACGUUGCUGUUUUUAAACUUCAUUCAGCAGUAGAAAGUGUUGCAAAAGUUAACCAAGGUUUAGAAAAGCUACGUGGUGCCUUGUUCCAAAGGCCCCCUUUAAUAUCAGCUGUAAAGCGUCAACUACGUGUAAGAACUGUCUAUGAAUCUAUCCUGCACGAUUAUGAUGCAGAGCGCAACAUGGGAGUAUUCUGGGUCAGCUGUGAAGCCGGUUCCUACAUCCGUACAAUGUGUGUGCAUUUAGGUUUAGUUUUAGGCGUAGGCGGUCAAAUGUUGGAACUCAGACGUGUCAGGUCUGGUAUCCAAGGAGAGGAAGAAGGCAUGGUGACAAUGCACGAUAUCUUAGACGCACAAUGGUUAUAUGAGAAUCACAAAGAUGAAAGUUACUUGAGGAGGAUUGUUAAGCCUUUAGAAGUACUUCUAGUUCGUCAUAAACGUAUCAUAAUGAAAGACAGUGCUGUGAAUGCUGUUUGUUACGGUGCCAAAGUUAUGUUACCGGGCGUCUUGAGGUAUGAAGAUGGAAUCGAGAUGAAUCAGGAAAUUGUUAUUGUUACUACUAAGGGAGAAGCUAUUGCAUUAGCGAUCGCUCUAAUGACCACAGCAACAAUGAUGUCAUGUGACCAUGGAGUCUGUGCUAAAUUAAAACGUGUGAUAAUGGAGCGAGAUACAUAUCCCAGAAAAUGGGGCUUAGGACCUAAGGCAUCACAAAAGAAGUCUUUGAUAGCCGCAGGCAAACUAGACAAACACGGCAAGCCAAAUGAAAACACACCAAAGGAAUGGCUUACUGGAUACGUAGAUUACAGUAUUAAGAAAGAACCGGGGGAUGAACAAGAGGCUUCUCAAUCAGCUACUAACGGGUCUGAAGAACCUACAAAGAAACGUAAGUUAAGUUCUGGUGAUGCAUCGGGAAGUGGUGAAGCAAUGGAUGUUUCGACAUCAGAAAAGAAAAAAAAGAAGAAGAAGAAGCGUGAUGAAGACCCUUCCACCGAACCAGCAGCAGAAGAAGCGGCUGCUGAAGAAGAGACCACGGAGGCACCAGUAGAAAAGAAGAAAAAGAAGAAAAAAGACAAAAAACCGAAAGAAGAAAGCGAUUAGAAACUGACUUAGAUAUUAUCAUUUGAGUAUGUAUAUAGAGAAUUAAUAAUUUUCGAUUCAAUUUUAAAAUUUUAGAUUUAUACUGUUAAAGGAUUCAUAUUUUUUUAUGGACGUCUAUAUAGUGUAGUAGAGAUAUUCUACUUUUUUCUAGUUAUGGUUAAAAGAAGUGCAUUUAAGAAUAU